CAGGAGGUCCUGGGCCGGGGGAUAGGCACAUCUAACCUGUUGAAGAAGAGGUAAGAUCUCUAUAGUUGCUCUCCUCAACUACUGACAGCUUCUGUUAAAAACUAUUUCUGCUACGUGUUUACAACAGAAAUUCGCUAUUUUGGCUUACUUCAAUCGCUUACAUCCUCUGUUUUUAUCACUCCUGCUUCGUCUGUUGAGGGGGAUCCAUUCAUUCCUCAAAAAUGUCAGACUUUCUGGAACUGGGGAAGUCCAAUGCUUUGACAUUUGUCCGGGCAUAUGACAGCCACGUGAAAAUAGAGGACUUCCUCCAAGAUGCUGAAAUGACACUACCUGUAUUUUCAUCCACAUACCAGUGGGAGGAGGGGCUCCUUGGAACUUGUGCGAUAUCGAUGGUUUAGUGGUGGUGCUGGACAAGCUGGAAGGGAUUAGCGCACAUAUCCCCUUGAUCACACUCCCUCCAGCCAGCCCGCACACCAUAAUGAACCACUACCACAUGCUAAAAAAGCAUCUGAAUCUGAGGGAAUGCAGCUCGGCCACCAGGAAUGCGCUCCGGCAAAUUCACGGCUGCUGCAUUGCUCAAACUUCGGGUGGAUAUUACUUAAACGUGUCGGUGCUACCAAAGGAUUUGAAGGCAAGCAGCCAUAUCCUUUUUGAAUCCGCCAACGCCCCCAAACAUGCUGCUGAGCAGGUCAACAAGAUCCGGGACGCAUUCAUCAGCAAGCUGAGGGGAGUGGACUUCCGAAAUAUGGCGAGGUUUUCUAUGCAAAAGAACAGCCUGGCAAAUCCUGCUAAAUUCAAUUUGCUGACAGACGACCAAGAAUUUGUGUUAGGUCUUCUCAGCCAGGCCGUCAAAGAUGUAGACACUCACCUUGACACCUCACUGUUGAUGUCCUUGUCAAUGUUUGGCCAGAAGACCUGGCGGAAAGCGGACUUGUCGGCGUUGGUGAACAUGGACCACAUGAUCUCCUGCUCUGUGCACGUGGCCAUCUCAGUGUGGUCGAUACAGGACGAUUUGGAGCUGAUGUGGUCCAGGCAAGGACUCAAGAAUAUCAUUGGGGCCAGGGGUCCCUCUACACUGCCCUGACUGUAGGCGAGUCUGCAAAUUUCCAGUCAAGCCUCGAUGGACAACCACUGGAUGUGAGCGGCCGAUUGCUUGAUGUGCUGUUCAAGGGUGAGGAGGGCCGUGGGGCACUAAACUUUGUUCAACUCUACACGGACUCACCCCACACACAUCUGAGCUUGCCAUACAAGCACCCAGUGAACGGGGUUAUGACAACCUGCGGCCUUCUCCACCGAGAAAUUAACAAGGCCAUGCAUGCCAGGGCUCUGGAGUACAUAAACCAUAUGAUCGAUUUGGAAGCGAAAUUCAAGCACACCCUGUGCUGCCGUCUGGAACAAGUAAGGCUCUUCUGUAAUAAUCACUGUCAAUCCGUGAUCAACCCAGAUAAGUUCUUCAGUUACGAGUACCUCAGGGGCCUUUUGAUGAAGGAGCCCAUGCUCAUUCCGUAUGUUGCCACCGCAGACGGCAGGACUCUGCGGACCAUGAUCACAGGGGUGCUGCGCCAUCUUACUGAUCUGCUGAAGACCACCUACGACAUGAGCCACAACCAGGCCAGUUUUCAACACUCUUGGCAAGCCUACCAAGCAGAAUUGGUGUUAGAAGAAAUUAUUUAUGGGCGUUGCCUGUCCACACAUGACAGACAGCUGUCUGUUUCCCUGGGCACCUCCUCCAGUCAUAUCAAAAGCCUGACACGACUCAGGGGUUUCCUAUGCCUGGCCCCUUGGAAUGCGGCGACGUCAGAGGUCUGCUGCCCUCCUCUCGAAAACUGGACCAGGGACCCCCGUAACCACCAGCGCAUCCAGCGAAUUUUUAAGCUGUGCGAUUCCCUGAAGGCAGCAGAUUCCGUCGUGGGACAGGAACUAUGGAUGGUGCUGUUGGGUGACUUGCUCCAAAAUACCCCAAAAAACAUUCCUUUGGCCGACCUGAAGGCAGUGGAUUGCCCCGUCCUGUACAGGGUUGCAGGAGCACAACAAUCCCAAACAUUUAUUCAAAUGUUGGUGGACAACAGGGCGUUCCCUUUUCCGGGGACUUUUGACAAGGCCAAAGAUUUGGUGGUCAAAUCUGGAAAGGACCCACUGCAGUGCCUUCAACUGGGGCUUGAUGAACUCAAGCUCCGUUGGUUCCCGCAUGUUCGCCUGUGGCAGUCGAAACACCCCCGGGCCAGCUGGGACCGCAAGUCAUUGGUUGAACUCUACAAUGACCUUCGUGACACCCGGCUGGUAACCAGGGUGGCUCUGGUGCAAGGCCAGGUCGCACAGGAGAUGGAGAGGAGAGGCCUGUGCUUUGCCCGCACGCUGGACAGGUACAGGGAGCAUGGCAUGCCAUGGCUGGAGAAAUGCAUGGCCAGGGUCCCUACUAAUAUCGACACCGGGGACAAACUCCGACUGCUCACUUGCCUUACAUGCAUAGCAUUGUUGGAAAACAAUGACUAUGUGUCUUAUAGGGAACUGGAAGCUCUCCUGAGGUCUCUGACUGUCACAUCGGCCAGAAUGCAAGAACUCUUGCUUCUAAGCAAGUUCAUCCUGCCGAAGGGGACACCUUUUAAAUUGUGGCAUCUCCAUGAGACAAUCCCCACGAGGCUGCCACCCAAGCCCACGACGGCCAAGGCUAACCCUAACAAAAGGCCUCGGGAGGAAAAUAAAGAGGAUGAGGAGGAUAUCCAGGAUGUCCAGCUUGUGGAAGACACCAGUGAAGAAGAGGAGGUGACGAAGCACAGGGUCAGAUACUUUCCAGGUGGUUCUAACACUCGCUGGUCUUCCGCUGAGAUGUCAUUUAUUAGCCUGAACCCCGAUGACACUAACAAGACUGCAUAUAGGAAAUACUUGAAAAUCUGCGAGGAAAAACUCAUGCCAGCCCGGACUUUGCUUGCUUUUUCACGGAAGAGGAAGCGAAUGCAGGAAGAUGCGAACGUUGCAUUAUUGUAGUGUGUUACUGACUUGUGUGUAUUUCCCUGCUGUUCAGCAGUUUUGCACAUUUUAUUGAGAGUAUUGUUAUUAUUCAUACUUUGCACUGUUACAAGUUGUGUGUGUUUGUGUGUGCCAAAAAAAGAA
Doryrhamphus excisus (bluestripe pipefish) is the source of this 3111-nucleotide messenger RNA. Lineage: Eukaryota; Metazoa; Chordata; Actinopteri; Syngnathiformes; Syngnathidae. The record is from RefSeq and is a predicted model, not a curated record.